ACUUCUGUCAUAUCGAAUAAUUAUUUUCCUUCGAGUUUUUUACGUUUUGUUUCUAAGCCCAUUCGCAGAAUUCAGAGUUAUUGUAAAAUACGCGUUUCUAGAGCUAGUAACAACGAAACUGAGCCAGCUAUGUGCAUGUAUCCAAUACCAAAUAACUAGACGCGCCGCAGAAUUUAAGAUUAAAAUAAUCGAAACGAGAAAACAAAUUAACAACAAAUGAUGAUCACGUAAUGUAAUCUCGACACGAAGAUUUAUGAAUGCUUUACUCGUCGUUCGACGAUUAUUGGAGGAAUAUUAAUGUAGCUCUCGUUGCUGUCAGCAGCGGAGCGUCGUUCGUACUGUCAUCGAUUUUGACAGUACUCGUGUUUUCGGGAAUGCAGAUUUAUAAAGGAUGGUUAGCAUCGUCGCAGGUAUACACGAUACUGGGAGGAUACAUCGGCUCGUUGCUUUUUAUUUGCGUGUUGACCGCGAUAGGAAACUUGGAGGCAACGAUAUUUGGCAAGUCCUUCCAACAGAAAUUAUUUCCCGAAGUUAUGUUUUCGCUGAUGAUCAGUCUGAUGGCAUCGGGCUUGGUACAUAGGGUGGCGACCACGACGUGCUUCCUAUUUUCUAUGAUAGCCUUGUACUAUAUCAAUAAAAUAUCUCAAGAUGCAUACGUCGCACCAGUGCCGACAGUAUCUUUGCAUACGAAGAAGAGAAAGUAAAUAACCGUAUCAUUGUACGUAACAAAAAUGAAACUCAAACUUUUACAUGAAA
Molecule: messenger RNA, 756 nt
Organism: Ceratina calcarata
Lineage: Eukaryota; Metazoa; Arthropoda; Insecta; Hymenoptera; Apidae
Product: protein KRTCAP2 homolog
Exons: 4
Coding region: 258-704 (148 amino acids)
Biological process (GO): protein N-linked glycosylation
Source: RefSeq, a predicted model, not a curated record